This is a messenger RNA of Prionailurus viverrinus (fishing cat), 5136 nucleotides long. It is a transcript of the gene LEKR1, whose product is annotated as leucine, glutamate and lysine rich 1. The coding region runs from base 117 to 2198 and encodes 693 amino acids. The transcript is spliced from 13 exons. The record is from RefSeq and is a predicted model, not a curated record. Lineage: Eukaryota; Metazoa; Chordata; Mammalia; Carnivora; Felidae.
UGACGUCGGGCAGACGGGUAGCAUGGUCUCCCGGGAGACCGGGAAAGCCGUUCGCACUCGGAGUCGAGGUCUAGAUUAUUUUACUUCAGAACUCCCUCUGCAUAUUUUGAGAAAUUAUGGAUCGUCACAUCCCCAUGCACGCGUUACCUGAAGAAAUCCAAAAGAUGUCCCCUGAAGAAAAAGUUUGUAAGUACUGUGGAGUCAGCUAUCUAAUUCUUCACGAGUUUAAAGCUAUGGAAGAAAAAAUGAAAGCGAUGGAAAAAGAGAUGAAAUUUUAUCAAGGAAGUGUAGAUCGUGAAAAGAGACUUCAAGAAAAGCUACGGUCUCUUAGUCAAGAUUUUGAACAGUACAAAAUUGACAAUGAAUCCAAAACAGAAAGAAUUUGGGAUGUAAGUAUGCAGUUAAAAAGUCAACAAAAUGAAUUGAAGAGAGUACAGAAAGAAUUGAGUCAUUUGCAACAUGAAUUAAAUAUUAAACAGAGACAAUCACAAGCAUUCAGUCAAAGAUUGGUGGAGUACAAAUAUUUGUGGAAUAAGACUCUUUCAUUACUUACUUUUACUAAAAGGGAGCUAACCAGUAUUAAAAAUGAAGUAUAUGACAAUUUUCAAAACUGGACUUCACUGAAAGGAGAAGUUUUUCUACAAAUUAAAUCCAUAAGUGAAACAGCCUUGACAGAAAUAGAGAUAGUAAAGAAAAGUUUGACAGUGUCCCAGAGAAAUAAGAUGUGCCUUGAAGAGGAAAUGAAAAAUCUGAAAUUGUUGUCAGAUGCAGCCAUACUGAGGUCUCAGCAGAUUCAGACAUCCCAACAACAGGAAGCAAACUUGCAAACCAGAUGCCAUGACUUGGAAAAAGAAGUACUAGGUUUACAAUGUCAAGUAGAGGCACUUGGUCUAAAACAUCAGAAGGCAGUGACAGAGAUUGACAACUAUAAAGAAAAGCUCAUGAAUAAAUCUAAUGAAGCUGAUGACUGUCAAAGAGAACUUAGAAAACUGAAGUUUGAAUCCAUUAUUUCUGAGUCAUGGCAUACCAGAUUGCUUAAAGAGAAAGAGGAUUCUUUAAUGGCUUGUCAACAAAUAUGUAAAACUUUACAGGAAGAACUGACUGCGAAAGAAAGACAAGAAGAAGACCUAAAAAGAAGAAUUAACUUUGCAGAAAAUGAACUACAGAUAACCAAAACUCUUCUGCAUCAGACAAAGGAAGAGGUUGUAACGCUGAAAAGUGAAAGGGAAUUAAUGCUGAUUUCACAUCAGAAAAGCAUCGAGCAGCUGCAGGAAACCCUUAGACAGAAGCUGCUGAAUGAUGAUAACUGGAGAGAGAAGAUUGAAGCUGAACUUUCCAAGGAAAGAGCCCAGCAUUUAGUUGAGUUUGAGGAGCAAGCUCUGCUUUUUAAAGCAGAAGCUAAACUGGAACUUGAUAUUGAAAAGGAAAAACAUCAAGAAAUAAUCUGUAAAUAUAAGAAAGAACAAGAGGAACUAAAAAUGAAGAUACCUGAUUUAAUCGCAAGUGCUACUAGAGAUCUAAAGCUGGAAGUGGCCACCCUUGAAGAAAAACUCCAUGAAUCUUGUAUCCGACAUACUGAAGAUUCUGAAUCAAAGGAGAAAGAAAUUGAAAACCUUAAAAAUUUGGUUGCAGAAUUUGAAGCCCGCCUGAAGAAAGAAACUGACAGUAAUGAUUCCAUUUCAGAGGACUUGAGGAAGGAAAUGAAGCUGAAGUCAGAUGAGCUAGAUAGAGUAAUGCUGGCACAAACACAACUGAUGCAGCAGUUUAACCAGUCCCAGGAACAGAACACUUUUCUUCAGGAAACAGUGCGCAGGGAGUGUGAAGAACGCUUUGAACUGACACAGGCUUUGAGCCAAGCCAGAGAACAGCUUCUGGAGCUCAGGAAGCUCAGUGGAAGUUUACCUUUGUCGCCGUGUUCCCUUAACCAGGGCAGCCUAACCUCCUCUGCUGCAGUGGUCAGCAGCCGGGGAGAGAGAAGCCUUGCAAGACUGAACUCUGGAAAAGGAAUCAAAAUCCCCAGCCUGCAUGGAGUGUCAAAACCCACCACUGCCCCAACCUCAGUUCAACCCAAGAGGGUCAGCAGCUCAGGUUUGCCUACUUUCCCCCAGCCCCAUCCUCCCAGGGGUCGAGCAUCUUCCGUAAAUGAGACCAGACAAAGACUGACUGCCAUUCUGAGGAGGAGACUAAAUCAGCAGUGACUAAUCCAGCCAGGAGCAGCUCCAAGCAGGACACUUGGUACUUUCCAGACCAAGUCUAACUGAGGAUGACAGAGGUCAAAUUAUUAUCACAGAUCAAGAAUGCACGGUUAUAGAUAUUUUUAAUAGGAUAGUUGGAAAAACUAGGAAUUGUGAAGCCAUAUUUUCCAAGAGGCCUUUGAAGUUGCAACAGAUAAUGAAGUUGGUGGUAUUCCAGAGGGCCAAUUUCUAUGUGUCUAUAUUGGAUGUUUAGAUGUGUUCUCUGAAUAUUCCCUUUUUGAGAUCCCAGGUAAAAUUUUUCACCCAUAGCAUCUUUGCUAUUUUUUUUUUGUACCUUUACAAGCAGAUAUAUUUCCACCAAAAAUAGAUUGUGUUGGUUUUGUUGGUGUUUGUUCAUUUGUUUGUUGAGCUGAAUAGUUAAAUAGAUGUGAUUAGUAUUCCAAAUAGAAAAUAGAAGUACGUUAGUCCUAAAUUUGAUAAUUUCCAAAAUAUUUAGUUCAAAUAUUCACAGAAUUCAACAUCAUCAUAGAAACCUUCUCUUUUCAUCUUGCAAUUUAAUUGGUUAAUACAAUUUCUUUUUAGGCCAGAAGUAAUGAUAGGUACCCUUCAAGAAGACAGUCUUUCCUGUGAACCUGGGACCUUCUAGAAAAAGGGACACCAACUCCAAUUCAAGGACAAGGGGGUUUACUUUUCAAACUUUAGAGAUUAUUUUUAAAAACAGUCUGGCUGACCAUGUAAAUAUUACUUGGUAGAGGUAGUUUUUCUACAUUGAAUGGUUUUUAGUAAUCACGAUUAGAUUUUGAUUUGAGCCAUUGGGAAAAGAACUAAUUCAAGACAGUCUCAUAGAGGCACGUAGUGCUAAUUUGGGGGUUCACGUUUUAUUACCUCUUAAAAUGGCCAAUUGGUUAACAUAUUUUCUAUUUUCAUAGUGAAAAAUUAAAACCAGAAACCAAACUAGCUAUUUUAAGUUAUAAAGCUUCAGGCUUCUCCUGUUUCUUAAAACACAAGUCUUUACCUUAAGCUAGUGAUUGUCCAUCUUUUUUCCCCUUCAAGUUGAACUGCAUUUUUUUUUUCCAACACUGACUUUACUUAAAUGCUUCAUCUGACUGUAUCAGGGACAUCCAAGCUUUUUAAUCCCAGAUGAGAAUGUUAGUAACACAUGUCAAAUAUGGCACAUAAAACUCUCCUCUGUCUGGCUAUUAUGUUCAUGAGAGAAUCCAAAGGUACUUGGAAUCCCUCCCAUGUGCAAAAAAAAAAAAAAAAAAAAAAAAAAAAAAAAGUAAAGCUGCUAAGUAAAUUCAAGUUUAUCUCUAAUCUUUAAAAGGAUUAGUCUAAUCUACCAAUCGUGUGUUUUAACUUCAAAAAAAAAAAAAAAUUCCACAUUAGGUCUGCCGAUUUCCCUGACUAGUUUAAGUGAGCACAUCUUGUGUUAAGGCUUAGAAUGCUUAGUUUCACUUUACAGAGAUCAAUGUUCCUUAUAAUGGCAUUUGACAAGAGAACAAAACAGAAUGGUGGUGCUGGAGUGAACCUUAGAGGUCACCCCAACCAUUUCUUUACAAAUAAGGAAUAGAUACCCAAAGAAGCCCGACUUGCUAAAGAGGUACAGCUAGUGACAGAGCUAAAACCAGACCGUUAACCGACCCCAACCACUCCACUCACUUUCCCACUCAUCAGAGUUUCCCCAGCCUCCAUCAGGACUUUUGUCAGAAGCCCCACAUAGUAUUUACCUAAUAUUUUCUUUAAAUACCCUCGCUUUUUAAAUUUAAAGUUAUGUAAAAAGAAAGCUUGGCCCAAGAAAGAAUAAUUGUAGAGUAACGAGUUUGAUUUGCUAGGUAUAUUUUUGCUAAUACUUGAAAAUCAACAUGUAUCUGUUAAAAUUACAAAAUGUUGGUUGGUGUACCCCCUAAAAUCAUCGUGUACAAUGACAGUAGUACCCAUGCCACCCUCUGGGAACUACUGGACCAGACCUCGAUGUUUCUGACCUGGUAUGUGGAUGUUUAAAUUACAAGUACUCGUGACGUGAGGUAGAUGGAAGAAGCUAGAGAAAACUUUAAUAAAAGCCUACAGGAAAAUUCAGGGCAGCGGUUCUUUGCCAUCAUAUGAUACACGCUUUUCCACAGUCUCCCAAUUUCAGCUCUCUCUUCAGGAACCAUGGGGAUACAUUUUUUUCCUAAAUUAUGAACACAUUUAAAUUUGUAAAGAAGGUCACGUGUAAGCUUUUCUAAAGUGAUAAAGACUAUCAGUGCAAAUCUGGUUUCUUGGUUUGUUGUUAUACUCUCACUUUAUAAUAUAACAAGUCAAUAUGUAAAUAAUCUCUCUGAGAAUACAAUCACGGUAAGACUGUGUUAUAUUCCACAAGUAUAUUAGAGAGGUUAUUCCGUGGAUACACGACAGAGACAAUAUUGACAUUUGUAUCAAGCUAGACCACUUGAAUGGCGGCAUCUAAGCUAUGUGCUGGGAUUUUUUAGAGGAAGACACUUAAAGAAAAGAGAAUCGCACUAGAGUAUGUAACCUGGGGGUUAAGAACAUAAACUUCCCUUGAUUUUCUCACUGAUGAGCUAACUCCUGGCAUGAAACAGUAUCAUAUCAAGAGUGUUAGGGAGGCAGUGAAUACUAUGGCAAAAGAGAGCUCUCAAAUGCAUAUAAUGGAUAUUAAUUUAAAUCUAUUAGUUUUAAUUUCUCUAUAUACAUCUGUUUUCCAUGACCUCAGUGGAAGGAUUGAUAGGUGCAAAAAGAAAAGAAUAUCACAGAAAAUAUUCCUCAAAUAAUUAUAACCCUGGGUUUUUUUUUCUUCUCAAUUUAAUAUUGGUAGACAAAGAUGGGAGAAUUCUAUAGUUAACAUAGAUUUUUCAAGUGAUUUUUUCAAAGUCUUUUUGAAUGCAAUUACUGUAUUUAUAGUUAGUCAGAAUUACUUAAAAGUUAUAUUUUCUGGCAAUGGAAU